Cantharellus anzutake is the source of this 745-nucleotide messenger RNA. RefSeq lists its product as uncharacterized. The transcript is spliced from 3 exons. NCBI's taxonomy places the organism in Eukaryota, Fungi, Basidiomycota, Agaricomycetes, Cantharellales, Hydnaceae. The record is from RefSeq and is a predicted model, not a curated record. The coding region runs from base 179 to 745 and encodes 188 amino acids.
GCCGUUCCUCUUGCUGAGUCAAUGAGGAAUUGAUUCAAAUUUAAUCAGCGGAGGAAUGACACCUGUCUGGGAAAACGGUGGCCCAGUAGGCAGAAACAACCUUGAGUCAUCUGUUGGAACCUCAUCUAGCUGCAUUGCGCCGGAGUUGGCCGAAUAUAUUGCAUCAUAAAUCGUAUGGAUGGCAUUGUCAAGAGGGCGAGGAAGGCUGUCUCAGCAACCGGCUGGACGACAGCAGGAUCAAGCAAGACAAGUCCCAGAUAGUUGGGAUGAUGAUGAAGACAAUGUCGAAGACGAAGAGGACAACUCAUUCGUAGCGGGGACAUCUCAGCUCCGCAAACGUCCUUCUAUUGAAAUGCUUGCAGAUGGGAUACACCAAGGGGCAUGGGAUACAGGCGGACCCGCGCCAAUGCCCACCGUCAUCCUGGGUGCGCCAUUGACUGCCGGGAGCAGUCUCCCGCCUCCAUCCGCUCUUGGACCGACGAUGCGCAUUCUAAAGCGGCCUGUUCAGAACAGUUCAUCUUCAAGUACGGACUCAGUUAGAAGCCCCCAGAGCUUAGCAGAGAGAGAGGCUGCCUAUGCGGUGGCGCGCGAGCGGAUAUUUGGUGAUUUCAGUUUUAAAAUUUCUCCUGUUGCGAAGGAUCAUCUAGAACCGUCUGCAAACGAUGAAAAAAACGUCAAGUCUAGCUCUACGAGUCACACUCCUCUUCCCCCUAGCUCGACCGACGAUAAGGCAACGGUUAGUUGA